This is a messenger RNA of Thamnophis sirtalis, 1999 nucleotides long. Lineage: Eukaryota; Metazoa; Chordata; Lepidosauria; Squamata; Natricidae. The record is from RefSeq and is a predicted model, not a curated record.
AUGGACCCUUCCCCCUCUCACGGGCCCCCAGGCAACACCCACGUGCAGGUGGUGGUGAAGGAGAAGCUGCCCGAGGAGGCCGAGCAGAAGCUGCCCGAGGAAGACCGGCAGCAGCUGCUGAAGAAACACCAGACCCUCAGCAAGGGCAUGAGCCUGGCCGUCUGCUACUCCGCCAGCAUCGGCGGCAUCGCCACCCUGACAGGCACCACCCCCAACCUGGUGAUGAAGGGGCAGAUGGACGAGCUCUUCUGCCGCAAUGACAACGUGGUGAAUUUUGCCUCCUGGUUCACCUUCGCCUUCCCAGCCAUGCUGGUGCUGCUGGUCCUCUCCUGGCUGUGGCUGCUGGUGAUGUUCCUCGGCGUGGACUUCAAAAAGAACUUCGGCUGCGGCAGCAGUGAGGCGGAGAAGCAGAAGUUGGACCAGGCCUACAGCAUCAUCCGGAGCGAGUACCGGGCGUUGGGCCGCAUGAAGUUCUCCGAGGGGGCCGUCCUUGCCCUCUUCAUCGUCCUGGUGGUCCUUUGGUUCACCCGGGAGCCUGGCUUCAUGCCCGGCUGGGCCAACGCCCUCUUCAGCCAGAAGGGGAAGAGCCACAUCACGGACGCCACCGUGGUCAUCUUCAUCUCACUGCUGAUGUUCGUGAUCCCCUCCGAACUGCCCAGCUGUCGUAAGGCCCAGCAGGAAGGCGGCUCUGGGCAGAUCCGCGCGCCCCCCGCCCUCCUGGACUGGACCACCGUCAACCGGCACAUGCCCUGGAACAUCGUCAUCCUCCUGGGAGGGGGCUUCGCCUUGGCCAAAGGCAGCGAGGUCUCGGGCCUCUCCGGCUGGCUGGGGGACAAGCUGACGCCGCUGCAGAGCAUCCCGCACCCGGCCAUCACCUUCAUCCUCUGCCUGCUCGUAGCCGUCUUCACCGAAUGCACCAGCAACGUCGCCACCACCACCCUCUUCCUGCCCAUCCUGGCCUCCAUGUCCCAGGCCAUUGAGCUGAACCCCCUCUACGUGAUGCUGCCCUGCACCCUCGCGGCCUCCCUGGCCUUCAUGCUGCCGGUGGCCACCCCGCCCAACGCCAUCGUCUUCUCCUACGGCAACCUCCGCGUCAUCGACAUGGUCAAAGCCGGGUUCAUGCUGAACAUCCUGGGCGUCCUGACCAUCAUGCUGGCCAUCAACACCUGGGGGAUACCCAUGUUCAACCUGGACCAGUUUCCAGCCUGGGCACACGCCAACGCCACCCAAUGCUGACGGGAGGAAGAGGGUCACAGCUUGCCUGGCCCUGAGCUGGUUUCUUGGGCAUCCCGUUGCCUCGCCUCUGGGGGCACGACGUAGCUCAGGCUGGCCCAGCCCUUGAGGAUGGGCAUUGAGACUCUGAGCACCUUUGGGCACCAGCCUCCCUUGCGCUGAAGGAUGCCCGGCCUGCCGCGUGCCAGCGAGCGAGAAUUUAUUUCCUGCCUAAACAGCACGCGGUCAGCAACCCUGGAGGCGGCCUGGUGCAAGGCUUGGGGGGGCUGCCAAUGUGCCCGCUUGUGGAGCAGCUUCUGCAGGGCAUCCCUGUGCCAGCCACAGUCAUUCUCAAAGUUCCCCCCUCCAGGCCAGGCCUCCAACAUCUGGAUGCAGCUGCAUGCCCAGACCCCGGCUUGGCGUUCCCCUCUCAGCUGGGCUGCAGAGUCUCAGGCCAGGGCCGGCCCCUGGGCUCCCUCCAGACACAAGGAGACCGGUACAGCUUGCCCGGCCUGGUCAAAUAUACCGGUUUCCAGCCACUCCUUCCUGGGCAGAUGCCACUUUGUGGGAAUUUGAAACUCCCUCUUUUCGGUUGUAGCUUUGGUCACUAAACGAACAGUUAUAAGUCAAGGACUGCUGUAGCCCGGGGGGGUGUGUCACAAAAGGGCCUUUUCCUUCCCCCGGCUCAGCAGGAGGGAGGUGGCCUCUCAACUCCGGCGGUCCUUGGAUGAAACCGAUUAUCUGGACUCCUUUCAGUCGGGAUUCAGGCCUGGCUACAGCACGGAAA